This is a messenger RNA of Lingula anatina, 2850 nucleotides long. RefSeq lists its product as uncharacterized. Lineage: Eukaryota; Metazoa; Brachiopoda; Lingulata; Lingulida; Lingulidae. The record is from RefSeq and is a predicted model, not a curated record.
GCGGGUAAUGAGCUGAGCAAAACCGAGAGGAGGUCCGGUCCAACUUUGUCCGCUGUCUCUAUGAUCAACCUCAGGACCGAAGAUCAGAAUAGUUGGAUAUUUUAUUUAGGGAUAAUAUUUGUAAGUAACUCAUUUUACCUUAGGCGUCUCACCUGAGUAUAACGAAUGACAAUUAUUGUUUUAUAAUUGGAGUAUAUAGUUAUAAGUCACUUAAACAUAAAUGGUGCAUUAGGCAAUGUGUAUGUUUACAAAGAACAUUAAUACCCCAGGGCACUGUAUAUUUUCUGUCCUGUUGCACGUCAUUUAUACAUUUGUUCUACCCAGAACCAAGUCUUAUUUUCAGUCCGUCCGGUAGCCCUUUGCUUUACAUACCUGAGAGACUGGCAAUCAUGAGAAACUAGCAAUCAUGAAGAAGGCAACAGUAUAUGAUUCGUCAAGUAUUUCUGAGGACGAAACCCCGCCUGAUGAUAAGGGGCAUAUAAAGUGCGAGUGUGGGGCAUUUAUUUCUCAUGCAACAGAAAUCAUCAACGGUGACGACAGCAUUCAACAGGGUUUUUCUGCAAAAAAACAAUAUCGCUUGUUUGGUAAACCAGUCAAAACGUGGGGUUUCAAAAACCCAUCAAAUUAUCUACACGUGAUUGUGAGGGUGAAAAGCGCAACAGUUGAUUGGGACAACCAAGAGGUGUUGGAUACUUAUCCGUGGUUUAAAGGGUACAGUUGGUCUAUAGCGUACUGCAAAGACUGCAGACAGUUUCUAGGAUGGAAAUUCAUAAAGGGCCAGCAGUAUUUCUUUGGACUUGUGAUCAAGAAGCUACAAGGGCCUCAUCAGGAAGCCGCCAUUUGGUGUGCUGAAUGCAACAUCCUGCUUGCUAAGGCAAUGCACCUCCAGGAGCGAAAUGUCACCCGAAGAAAAGGUGAACGGGAUUCGAGUGAAAGGAUAGCAAUUGCUGGAGUCCAUGGCAUGAGGUUGGAAAGGGUAUCGAACCCCGGUGAAUACUAUUUUCUCAUUGUGCCAGUGUCAGAAUGCAUAAAUUACAGAGCGGCUGGCGGGAAAACAAGCUACUACACGUGGUACAAGGGAUAUGAAUGGGAAAUAAUCUACUGCUCAGGAUGUGGUAAUCACAUUGGGUGGAAAUAUACAAAUCGCAAACCAUCAGACACGUUCUACGGCCUUAUCAGAGAUCGGUUGGGAGGGCUUGACUCAGACCCGCCAGAACUCAGUUUGGGACCCUCUGCAGAGACUGAAUGGUACCAUGAGAAGCGUUUGGCCCUAGUGGUGGGCAACAACUAUUCUAGUGAUCCAGCGCGAAGACUGCCGUCCUGCCAUAAUGAUGCAGAUGAAAUGUGCAAGGUUUUAAGAUCCCUUAACCUGCCAUUCAAGGUAACCGUAUUAAAAGAUGCAAAUGAAAAGGACAUCAUGGAUGUGAUAAAAGGGUGGGGGAGGCAAACUGAUGCAGUUGUCCUUUUUUAUUUUUCGGGUCACGGAGAAAUAUCAAAGGACGGUGUAGCGCAACUUCUUUGUCACAAUGGAGAUAAAAUUGAUGAGGACAAGCUUUUGUUAAGCUUGGGGAAAACAGAAGCAGCUUUCAAAAUAUAUAUAACAGACGCAUGUCGAGGUCAAACUGCCGGAGGAAAAAGUGCUCUGAUGUCAAUGCAAUAUGCCUCCCAGAAGCGCAUAGCUCAUCUUAAAGAAUUAAACGAAACUGACCGUGGCUACGACAUGGUUAAAAUACUUUCUACUUCAGAUGGUACCAAUGCCUAUGCUGGCAGUAAUGUGUCUCUUAGCCCCUUCACUCAGUGCUUAGUAGAUGAAAUUCCAGUCGUCCAGGAAAUAUAUGACCUUUGUCUUCACGUUCAGUCGAAGCUAAGUGAAAAACACAACCACCAAAUUGCCCAAUUUGUAUUUAAAACAAAGAAAAAGUUUUACUUCCAAACUGCAAAAUCCAAUCACAGCUCAAGAUCGUCUGUUAGCAGUGAGCCGUGCGACAGACCUUUACUUUCCCCCAAAGAGUACGACCCAUUAAUAAAGUUGUUCGAAGAACUUUUAAAGGGGCAUACAAUGCAGUUUUAGUUGGAAAUGGUGCACAAAAGUACCACUUUCACAGCAUCAAACACUCCAAAGAUGUGUUUGAAAUCUAUCUUCAAACACGCACCCAGUUCGUAGAAAUACGAACUAAAAAUCGCAUUUACAUCCCGUGAUGGUAACAUACCUGUACCUUGCGUGUCACGUGACUGAGAUACUAGCAUAUAAAUGAACGGACAGGAAGAAGUGUGGGGAAAUUGCUUAACAUACUUUCAAAAAGCCAUCUGCUGUAUCUCCACUAAGAACUCAGCCAUGUUCUAAGUCACCUGCUGUUAAACCCUUUCCCUAGCUGACUUCCGUUGCGCCUGACAUAGGGAUACCUGCAUCAGUAAAAUGAUAACAUCGAAAUACCGGGGAGCAAGAUCCUUUUCUAUGUCUUCUUUGAUACGUUUGCCAUGGCAGUAUAAAUACUGUCUUCGUAUAACGUUUUUUAAUAAUCACUUGUACAUCUCAACUCUGAGCACUUCAAAUUGCAGCCGCAGGUAUCUGUACUGCUCCUGAUGGAGUUGACAAUGUUGAAAAGAAUGGACCAAAAAUGAAGGUCCGUGGGUGAUCUAUGCACAGUACUUGAAACCAGCACUAUAAUAAUGGCUUUGUUUGAACAACGUAGUAUGUUUCAUAUAUGCUUCAACAUACUUAAGAUUGUGAGAUGUAUAUAUUGCUUGUGUUUAAUGAUUUAUUAUACAAAAAAUGUGAAUAAGAAUGUAGCAAAUCUUUACGUUUGAACCAGAUGCAAAAAAUAUGUUGAAUUUUUGUCAAAAAAAAAA